CGCACACGUCGUACUACUAUUAUUUUACGUCGAAAAUGCCGAAGCGUAGUGCAGAGGAUAGAAUUGCACGUUAUUCACGAAAAAUUAAGAAGCUUCAAAAUGAAGAAAUUAAGCGCCGCAAACGUGUUAUUAUUUAUUCUGAUUCAUCAGAUGAUGACAAUAUGUCGGAUAUCGAAUAUAAUAAAAACGCUGACAAUAACACUGCCAAUAUCGAACCGGAGGUUCCUGAUCAGGCCGUGCCCUUGCCAGAUGACCCUCAAACCGAUGAUCAGCCUUUGUCUUCAUUAGAUCCUGAUAUACUAAUGGCAUUAGGGGAACCCGCUCAAGAGGAAGUUGCGUAUGGAGAGGACAUUCACCCAGACUUAGCCCAAAGAUGGGCUCCUCUUCUCCGUAAAGGCCUGGUUGAAAAGGAACAAAAAGAUAAAUUGUUAAAAGAAUACGCAAUUCCUAAAAAUUGUAAACUAUUUAGAGCCCCCCUUUUAAACCCAGAAAUCAAUGCUGCAGUCUCCGAAUUUGCCCGCGCGCGGGAUAAAAAGAUUGAAAAUGGUCAACAGCAACUAGGCAUAGGUCUAACAGCCAUAAAUAGGGCAAUGACGGUUUUGCUUACUUCCGAUAACAAAAUACAGGCUAUAAAAUAUUUAUCUGAUGCCUGCAGAAUCUUAUCAGACCUUCACGCAGCUGAGUCCCAGACCCGUAAAAAGUCUCUAACCCAAGGUUUAGAAAAAUCUUUCCUUAACCUCAUCCAAGACACUGAUCGCGACGAAACGUUAUUCGGCGCUGAUUUACCAGAUAAGAUUAAGGCGUCAAAAGCUAUUGAGAAACAGGGUUCUCAAAUAAAAAAACCGGAUAAUAAACUUGCACCAGGAUCGUCUACCUCUCGUCCCACUAGAUCUCAGGGAAACUCGAAAGGCCCCUCUCGCUCGGUGGCAAGCAGGGGGGGGCGCGGUACUUCCAGGAGGAAUCCUUAUACGACGAGAUCCACGUCUGCACAGAGCAACUUCAACCCAUCCAGGAUUUGGAACAAGCCUCCUCGUGCAAGCCCUCGGACAUAG
This is a messenger RNA of Amyelois transitella, 1052 nucleotides long. RefSeq lists its product as uncharacterized. The coding region runs from base 36 to 1052 and encodes 338 amino acids. The record is from RefSeq and is a predicted model, not a curated record. NCBI's taxonomy places the organism in Eukaryota, Metazoa, Arthropoda, Insecta, Lepidoptera, Pyralidae. The transcript has 2 exons.